Molecule: messenger RNA, 1892 nt
Organism: Triplophysa dalaica
Lineage: Eukaryota; Metazoa; Chordata; Actinopteri; Cypriniformes; Nemacheilidae
Gene: cldn3d
Product: claudin 3d
Exons: 1
Coding region: 303-959 (218 amino acids)
Biological process (GO): bicellular tight junction assembly; cell adhesion
Cellular component (GO): plasma membrane; bicellular tight junction
Molecular function (GO): structural molecule activity
Source: RefSeq, a predicted model, not a curated record
AUUUGCCUUUUUAUGAGGACGCUAACCAAUACUCACAUUGACUCUUAUCAUCAGAGUCCAGGUAGGUCAGCCCUUUUCCUGAACAUAGGUUUUAAAGGAGGAAGUUUCUGCUAAGACAGAACAUUCCAGCCGUCCUUGAACACAGGUGGACAUUCAGUUAGUCAAUUGCUCAAGCGGUUACUUUGUGAUUUUUGAAGGCUCCUGAUGUAAGUUUCUCAAGGACUCAUACAGACGCCGACUGCGCCUCACCGAGCAGAAAUUACAAGAGACAACAGAGUGAGUUUAAAAGCAGAAAGCGAGACAUGGCUGCCUUCGGACUGGAAAUAGUGGGAGUCAGUCUUUCAGUUCUCGGCUGGAUUCUCAGCAUCGUGUGCUGCGCUCUGCCCAUGUGGAGGGUAAGCGCGUUCAUCGGCAAUAAUAUCGUCACGGCUCAAGUGUACUGGGAAGGAAUCUGGAUGAGCUGUGUGUUCCAAAGCACAGGGCAGAUGCAGUGUAAAGUCUACGAUUCAAUGCUUGCUCUUCCUGCCGACCUGCAGGCGGCUCGCGCCCUGGUGGUGGUGUCCAUCAUCGUGGGCAUCCUGGCGCUCCUCGUGUCCGUUGUUGGGGCCAAGUGCACCAACUGCAUUGAGGAUGAAGCAACAAAAGCUCGUGUGAUGAUCAUCUCCGGCACUGCUUUCAUAACCGCUGCCGUCUUGCAACUCAUUCCUGUGUCCUGGUCGGCCAACACUGUUGUUCGGGAGUUCUACAGCCCAGUUGUACCAGAAUCCCAGAAGAUGGAAAUAGGGUCGUCACUGUACCUGGGAUGGGCUGCCGCGGCUCUGUUGAUGGUUGGGGGGUCAAUCCUGUGCUGCAGUUGCCCACCUAAUGACAAAGCAAGGUACCCACCCCAAAGCCGAAUAUCCUAUUCAGCUCACCACUCAGUGGGCCCAAGCACCUACAACAAGAGGGACUAUGUCUGAGGAGCUCAGAGGACAAGAUGUUUGUGACUGCGUCACAAAUUUCUGAACUUAAAAUCUAGUUUACGUGUGAAUGGUGAAUAUUCAGUCAGUACAGCUCUGUGUCAAUGUUUCUACGUGUUUUUUUCAGUAAGGUAUGUUUUUGCUUUGUGCGUCAGUGCCUGUUGUCACUCCACAUCUGAAUCUGUUAAAUUAGUUUUGUAUCUUGUAUGUUAUAAAUCAAAUUGAUUGUGAUUUGUGGAGGGUAAUCGAAUACAUUAUGUCAGAGCAAAGGUCAGUUAAAGUACGAUUUGCUUCAUUUUUGUAGUCUUUUCUGUUUUUUAUUUAGAAAAGGUAAAAUAUUUUCUAAAAUAUUCUCUAAAUUAUUCUUUAGGGUUUUAACACUAACUUUUAACAUUGUAUGAAAUGUUUCAAGCCAAAUGCUAGGCAUAAAUAAAAAAAUAUAAAAAUGGUUGCUGUUAAAGUAUAUUGCAGGUACUAAUAUCUUUACUUUGCUUGGAUUGUAAUACAUGUAAAUAUUAAAGUUUUUACACUCUGUAAAUGUGUAAUUAUAUCCAUUGACCUUCUCAUUCUUAUUCAUUGAAACACUGUUGCAGACAUGAAACAUUUUCCACUAAACAGCCCUUUAGCCUUGACUUAAACAUCAAAGCUGGCAGAGACUUUUUAGUACGAACAUCCCCUUUCUUGAAGUCUACUGCUACUUCUACACUGAAAAUAAUUGUGUAGUGAGUUUAGCCACACAUAACCCAAUCAUUUCAAAAUCAUUAAACUUGAAUAAAAUUCAAUUGUUUAAAAUGAUAGCAAUAUACAGUAUGCUUUGUACAUGAUAUAUGUGCAUCACAUUUAUGUUCAGUGCUCCUAAUACUAUUUAGUCACCGAUAAACAGUAUGUAUGCACUUUGUUGCUUUAUAUAAAAUCUUUUAUGCUUUUCUCUCA